This is a messenger RNA of Amphimedon queenslandica, 1262 nucleotides long. Its product is annotated as mitogen-activated protein kinase kinase kinase 19-like. Gene Ontology annotation, molecular function: protein kinase activity; ATP binding. The record is from RefSeq and is a predicted model, not a curated record. Lineage: Eukaryota; Metazoa; Porifera; Demospongiae; Haplosclerida; Niphatidae. Bases 211 to 1233 code for a protein of 340 amino acids. Gene Ontology annotation, biological process: protein phosphorylation. The transcript has 9 exons.
AUUAGUGGUAGUUCAUGAUUUUCACUAUUGACAGGUGGUGGUGGUAGCUCAUCUACUCUGAGUGUAGUGAAAGAAGAAUAUUCAUCAUCUGAUAAGACACUAACACCAACUGAUGGUAGACCUGAUAAUGAUGAUACAAUCAAAUCAAGACGUGAUUUAAAAUCAAGAGAUAAUUUAAUCAAAUCAAGAUGUGAUUCAAGACAUGAUACAAUGAUUCCAUCAUAUUAUGAUGAGCUAGCUACUGCAAGCAAUAAUGAUGAAUACAUUACUUCUAACAUUGGUUCAAGGACUCCAUUUCCUUAUCAUCUACUAGCUGACACCUCAGGAUCAGGUCCUCGUAAAACAUCAGGUAUUGACAGUGGACAUGAAGGAGAGAGUGAGGAGAGUGAGAGCAGCAGUGAGGAGGAGGAGGAGAGAGAAGAACAAGAGGAGACAGAAGAACUAAGAUGGAAGAAAGGGAAACUACUAGGAAGAGGAGCUUAUGGAAAAGUUUAUGAAGGAUUGUUGGAUACUGCCAGGUUAAUAGCAGUGAAAGAAGUUGAACUGGAAGUUGAAGACAAUGAGAAAGCACUUGUUCAAUUCAAAAAGAUACAGUUAGAAGUUGACAUAUUGAGAAGUCUCUCACAUAAGAACAUUGUACAGUAUCUUGGGACAUCAAUUAAUGAAACUAUAGUCUAUAUAUUCAUGGAAUAUAUCACAGGAGGAUCACUCCAGAGUAUACUGAAAAGGUUUGGAUCCCUUAAUGAAAAGACUAUAGUUCGCUAUGUUAGACAAAUGGGGCGUGGCUUAAACUAUUUACAUAAUAAUGGAGUCAUACACAGAGACAUCAAAGGAGCCAAUGUGAUGGUAUCAGCUCACGGGACAGUCAAACUCAUUGACUUUGGGUGUGCCAAGAGACACUGUCUGGAUCAAAGUUUGGGGUUUCAUUCAGUGAGAGGUACUCCGUACUGGAUGGCACCUGAAGUUAUUUGUGGGCGUGGCUACGGCAGAAAAUCAGACAUUUGGAGUUUAGGAUGUACUAUGUAUGAAAUGAUAUUCACCAGACCCCCCUGGGGAGACUUACCCCCUGAGGCAGCAAUGUUUAAAAUAGGACUGGGUCAAUCACUACCUCCACUGCCUAAGAACAGCUCAAUGGAACUGAUAUCACUCUACACUGCCUGUCUGAAAAGUGACCCAGGUCAAAGGCCAACAGCUCAAGAAGUGCUUGAUCAUGCUUUUUUACAAAAAAAAUAAUUAAUAAUUAUAAUACAUUAAUAUAACAA